AUGGCUCAGCAAUACGCAGACAUGUAUCAAGCAUACGACAACAACCGGUCGCCGGGCUCCACGCGUGGAUAUCCGAGCACGCUGAACCGCCAGCCAUCGCGACACUUUGAAAACAGCUACGGCAUGGGUCAGACGCAAGGUCUCUACACGGCAGAGGACCACGCUGCGCGAUAUGAGGGCCCCUCUCGAUUUGAGAACCGGAUGCCUUCGGCGACCCUCCACGCCAAUUACCAGUACGACACCCAGAGCUGGAACUAUGGAGGGGCUAAUGGUGCGAUGGGCGGGACGGGACGAGUUAAGCCUCAAACUCGCAGGGCUGGACUGCCUACUGUCUGGAUGGAUCCACAAAUGCAGCAACAGUCGCAGAACAUGGACAGCUACCAAAUGAACGGCCAAUUCAACCCCCAAAUGAUGCAGGAACCUCAACGUGGCUCCCCCCCUGCCCCUGGGCGACUCGAACGCGAGGAGCUUAUCCCUACCGCUAUCGUUAUCAAGAACAUACCUUUCGCCGUUAAGAAGGAGCAGCUUGUCGCUCUCAUGUCUGAAAUGCAACUUCCGCUUCCCUACGCUUUCAAUUACCACUUCGACAACGGCGUCUUCAGAGGUCUUGCCUUUGCAAACUUCACCAACCCUGAGGAGACAAGACAUGUCAUCGGUGCGAUGAAUCACAUGGAGCUACAAGGUCGAAAACUGAGGGUUGAAUACAAAAAGAUGCUCCCAGCUGAGGAGAGGGAACGUAUCGAGAGAGACAAGAGAGAGAAGCGUGGUCAGCUUCAGGAGCAACAUCAGCCUAUUCCUCCGGGCCAGGUUACAAAUCCACUCCAUCCUCAAUCCUCUAUGGCGUCUAUCGGAUCUAAUCACCAUCCCACAUCACCGUCGCCCGUCUCGAUGCGCGGCAAGUUGGAAAUCGAUUUGAAUGAUCCGACGACCCUUGGAUAUUAUAAUGAGCUUAUGUUGUUUAAGAACACUGAAGGAAAGGAGACUCUGAUCUUCCCGAGCACAGUAUCGCCAACUGACCGCCGCAUCAUCCACACUCUUGCUCACCACAUGGGGCUGGAGCACAGGUCUGAAGGUCAAGGAGAUACACGCUGUGUUCAGAUCCUCAAGCGAGGAGCUACAAUCAGUCCACCGGUUCCUCAAGGGCAGUCUCUUUACAAUCCACAACUGGAUGGACGCCGUAUCUUGAAUCGCGCAGCCACGAUCGACUUCAGCGAAACCCGUGAGGCAGGAUCCCAUUACCACACUCUGCGCAAUCAGACCUCGGGCGGCCACUUGGACAUCCCUAAUUCGCCGGGAAUGCAUCCCGUUGGGCCCAAUCUUCGAGCCGCAAAAUCAUUCGCCGACUUGCGUUCGUAUACACCUUCACCAGUGCCCUCUACCGCCAGUUUUCCUGCUGGUCUUACCCAAAACAUUUCGAGGUAUACUGACUACGGCCAUUCCUCUGCAGCUUCCGGCACACCUAAUCUCACACCGACCUCCGCCAGUGGGAUGAAUGCUCGCGAGGAUUUCCUCAUCAGUGGCAUGAACAGCAUGUCAAUGUACGAGCGGCCUCAAAAUAAUCGGAGCGGGCGCAUCGGCCAGGAGAGGGAGACCCACACCCCCAGCGCCGGCCCUAUCGGAAGCCAACGUCCAAAUGGAAACAGUAACAAUUACGAAGAGAACCCCCGAAAUGGGUCUUCGACGGUUAUUGAGAGACAGCCAAGAGGACCUGGCAAUGACUGGGGAUCUGGAGCACAAGGUUUUGGCAGACAGCGACAGAAUGGUCAUGCCAAUAGAGGCAGUGGUGAGCAUGAUCUCAAGCGCUACGAGUCGAACUGGGAUGAUAACAGAGCUUAA
Messenger RNA from Hyaloscypha bicolor E, 1836 nucleotides. RefSeq lists its product as uncharacterized. The transcript has 3 exons. Gene Ontology annotation, cellular component: nucleus; cytoplasm. The record is from RefSeq and is a predicted model, not a curated record. NCBI's taxonomy places the organism in Eukaryota, Fungi, Ascomycota, Leotiomycetes, Helotiales, Hyaloscyphaceae. Gene Ontology annotation, molecular function: mRNA binding. The coding region runs from base 1 to 1836 and encodes 611 amino acids.